This is a messenger RNA of Cydia pomonella (codling moth), 2568 nucleotides long. Its product is annotated as mitochondrial DNA helicase-like. The transcript is spliced from 9 exons. The record is from RefSeq and is a predicted model, not a curated record. Gene Ontology annotation, biological process: mitochondrial DNA replication. Lineage: Eukaryota; Metazoa; Arthropoda; Insecta; Lepidoptera; Tortricidae. Gene Ontology annotation, cellular component: mitochondrion. Gene Ontology annotation, molecular function: single-stranded DNA binding; ATP binding; ATP hydrolysis activity. The coding region runs from base 124 to 2055 and encodes 643 amino acids.
UGUUCGAUUUUGACAAGAAAAUGACAGCACCAUAUAAAUAUAAACAAAGAAGUUUGGUUAGGUUAUGUUUUCAAGUUUUGAUCAUGCAAUACGUUCGUUUUACAAAGUAAACCUUUACUAAAAAUGUUGAAUUCUCGUAGGAUAAUAAAUUACUGUUAUUCAAAAUCAAUAUUAAAUGCUAUUAAUAGUUCUCAUGGAAAGCGUUCAUUUCAUAGUGUCGAGUUACAUGAUAUUCCCAAGAUAACUGUGACGGAUAUCCGAAAGUUAUUGCGGCAAAAAGGGUUUCCUGUACAAGAUGGCUUUACAUCUCUUACAACGAAAUGUACAGUAUGCGCCGGGCAGAGUACGUGUGGUGAAAGCAAAGUGUACAUUAACAAAACCACUGGAUAUUUUUUAUGCCCUGCAUGUAAUGUGCACGGCAGCUGGAGCGUGCUAGAGAAGCACGUGCGGAAGUCUAAGACGGACCAGGCCACGCGAGAGCACAUUGACCGGUGCCUGCAACAGAAUGCUCGUUUCCAAGAGGACUGGCUACAACUUGUUAGCAAAUCAACAUCUUUAGCCGACCUGACUGUACCACAAUUAGAAGACUUGUCCAACUUGUUUGAAUUUACUACAUCUUUAACAAACUGCAAUGCCGGCAAGGUAUUGUCAGACGUCAGAGUGUCCCAAGACCGGACUACUCUAUAUUUUCCUUUAAAGAACUCAAUGGACAAUGUUGUGGGUUAUCGUAAAAUGCAGGCGGGUAAGGAGGAGGAAGAUGAAAUUCAUGGCUUAGCUUCUGCUGGCCUAUUCUGGUGCAGACCUACUAAAGUGAGCUGCAGUGAUCAAGCAGUAAUAGUUACUAGCAUUAAUGACAUCUUACAUUUAUCUGCUCAAAAGGUGCCAGGCACACAUAUAUGGUUGAACAGCAGUAGCCUGCCUCCAACCUUGCUUCCAGCCCUUGAAGGCUACCAAAAGCUGUGUCUUUGGGGAGAUUGGGAGAAUAUGCGGGACAUUGCUAACAAGUUAGGUGAAGACAGGUGCCGUUUUGUAAGGCCGACGGACGGGCUGGUGACAGCGACGGAGGCGGCGCGAGCGCAACUGUCGCUGCGAGCGCUGGUGGCCGACGCCAAGCCCGCUGCGCAUCGCGCCAUCACCACCUUUGCUGCGCUCAGGAACGAUGUCUACGCCGAACUCUCCAAUAUCGACAAGGUGCGCGGCGUUAAGUGGCGGCGGUUCCCGGCGCUGACGCGCCUGCUGGGCGGGCACCGGCGCGGCGAGCUCACCGUGCUCACCGGCCCCACGGGCUGCGGCAAGACCACGCUCUGCGCGGAGAUGUCGCUCGACCUCGCGCAGCAGGGGGUGACGACGCUGUGGGGCAGCUUCGAGAUCCGCAACUCGCGUCUGGCGCGCACCAUGCUGCAGCAGUUUGCGGGCGUGCCGCUCGAGCACAACCUCGACCGCUUCCCCGCCUUCGCUGACGACUUCCAGAAGUUGCCCAUCUACUACCUGGCUUUCCACGGCCAGCAGCCCAUCAAGGUUGUUAUGGAGGCGGUGGAGCACGCGCGCUACAUGCACGACAUCAGCCACGUGGUGGUGGACAACGUGCAGUUCAUGCUGGGCCUGGGCGGGGGCGCGGCGGACGGCGAGCGCUACGCGCGCCAGGACGCCGUGGUGGCCGCGUUCCGCUGCUUCGCCACCGCCAGGCACACGCACGUCACGCUCGUCAUGCAUCCCAGAAAGGAACGGGAAUCGGAAGAUCUUUCUACUAGUUCAAUAUUUGGUAGCGCCAAGGCGUCCCAAGAGGCUGACAAUGUUCUUAUUAUUCAGGACAAACGUUUAACAGCAGUGCGGGGCAAAAAAUACCUUCAAGUCGCAAAAAAUCGGUACAGCGGCGACCUCGGCAUCGUGCCGCUGGAGUUCGACAAGGACGCGCUCAGCUACCAGGCCAAGAAGAAGAGCAAGGCCAAGUCUGACGAGCCCGACGCCCUGCCCCAGCAGUGCUUCGACGAGCCCCAGGCUCAGCCUGCCGACUCCUACUUGAGCGACCUUCUUAACCUCAAUAGGACGCGGUAGCGCACCGAUAAGCUUCUGCAAUUCUCCUGAAUCUGGCUGUGCGGUAAAUCAAGCAAUGAUAUAUAUAUAAAUAAAUAAAUAUUAUAGGACAUUAUUACACAAAUUGACUAAGUCCCACAGUAAGCUCAAUAAGGCUUGUGUUGAGGGUACUUAGACAACGAUAUAUAUAAUAUAUAAAUAUUUAUGAAUACUUAAAUACGUAGAAAACACCCAUGACUCAGGAACAAAUAUCCAUGCUCAUCACACAAAUACAUGCCGUUACCAGGAUUUGAACCCGGGACCAUCAGCUUCGUAGGCAGGGUCGCUACCCACUAGGCCAGACCGGUCGUCAAUAUAUGUGAUGCGCUUUCAUGGCGCAGGGUGUAAAAUGAUUCCAUGUAUUUUUAUUCUUAUGUAGCCACCGUUCCAAAGUCCAGAGUGACUUUUGUUGGUUUGCUGCUUGCCGUUUUGCUUUCCCCGACUCAGCGCCACGCAGUUUGCAGCUGCGCUGAACUCAGCGCCGAUCAGAACAAU